UACAGAGUUACUUCCCCUGGAUCUAUUCAUGGCAACAUCAAAACAAUUAAUUUUUUGAAUCAUUGUAAAUAUUUAUAAUAUGUCUUCAGGUUGAAAAAACAGAUAUUUUCCAAAUCUUUUAAGUUAUGGAUAAAAUAAAAAGGAGAGUUACCAAUGUGAAAGACAAGAUUCAUUUAAGUCCAAAACAUAAAAGGACAAAAGACGGAUUUAUGAAACCUAAGGCAAAGCAACCUGUUAAAAAUGUGGAAGGGAAAGCCAUAACACGUUUUGACAGAGUUUACAGAAAUCUUGGACACCUAUUAAUUCCAGAGUCAAAACGGAUUGAUAUUGUAUUGGUUCAUCCAAAUUCAAAAGCUGAUGAUGGUUCUUUGAGUUCAAAGGAAAAGAGAAAAAUACAAGUUAGAGACAAGCUCAGAGAAAUAUUUGAAAAUAGGUUGAGAAAUGAAGGAUUUGUUGUGGAAGAAUCUGUGCUUAAGGACAAAGUUUACAAGAAAAUCCAUUGUCCUUUUAAAAGACUAUGUAUUGAAGCUGAAACAACAAAUUUAGAAAUGCCAUUACUAGGGCUUGUAAAUCCGGAGGACAAACCAACCAACUCUUGUGCAAAAUUUAUUUACGACAAGUUUGUAACAGACAAAGAUACUGUGGACUAUAUAUCGGCCAGAUUUAUGGUAGAGAGAAUACAUCUAUUUGACAACCACCAUGAUCCAUCUAAGUUCUUCAGACCAGCUGUCAGAACAUUACUGGUUGAUCAUAUCCUUAUCAAUAUGAAUAUUAGAGAAGAUGUCCAGAAAGACGACAUUAUGUUAUUGGAUGAUGAUGUUGAUGAGGAUGAUUGGAAGACAAGGACCAAAAAGAAAACAGAUACAAUAAAAUUAGCAAUAGACAAAGAGCUUCAAAAAUUAAAUUUCCCUUACAUGAAGAAAAUUGGUGUUUACACAGACAAAUUGAUUUUACACGAGGCCUCGGAAGCCAGCAAAAUUUACGAAGAACAGCGUGAUGGUGCUACAAAUGAUGAAACGGAAGAUGUUCAGGAAGAAAAAGCACCAUUACCUCCAGCCAUGGAUUUUGACGAAGAUCCAAGAAAAGUUCUAAAUGAUGAAUGGACAAAACUUUUCAAAUUUCAGCCAUUGACAAAAAUUCGUAAUUAUUUUGGAGAAAAAAUAGCCUUUUAUUUUGCCUGGUCUGGCUUGUUGACGACAUCAUUAUGGGUUCCUAUGCUUUUAGGUCUGGCCAUCUUUAUAUAUGGGAUAGUUAACAGUGCCAGUAGUUCAACAGAUAGUUCAAGCACGGCAGGCAACAAUAAUGGAUCAACAAAUUUACGAGCUGAGGUGACAGAGAUCUUGACAGUUAUCAAAGAAGCAUGUGACAAUGCGGCCACACCAUACUAUGCUUUAAUAAUCUGUGUCUGGGGUACAUUAUUUUUGGAAUUGUGGAAAAGGAAAACUGCUACAUUAGCUUAUGAAUGGGAUGUUGAUGAAUUUGAAGCCACAGAACCAGACAGACCAGAAUUUUAUGGAACAAAAGCAAGAGAAGAUCCAGUGACCGGGGAGGAAGACUGGUAUUAUCCAAUGAAAGAACAGCUAAAAAAGUUCCUGCUGUCAGGGUUGACAUUAAUCUUCAUGUUAUGUGUUGUUUUGGCUAGUGUGCUUGGAGUCAUUGUUUACAGAGUGUUCGCUAGUGUUGACUACUGUCCCAACAUGUCUGCCCAAGCCUGUGUGAUGGUAACAACCGUUGUUUCAUCUUUGCUGAAUACAAUAUCAAUUUUGAUACUGAGCAAGCUGUAUGACUGGCUGGCGAGAAAGCUAACAGACUGGGAAAAUCACAGAACACAGACAUCUUAUGAUGACGCCUUGAUUGUGAAGCUGUUUGCCUUCCAGUUUGCUAACAACUACGCUUCAUGUUUUUACAUAGCCUUUGUCAGAGGGAGAUUUGGUGAGGAUGGUAUCUUUGGUUUAGGACCAAAAUACGUAGAUAAUUGUGAACCCAAUGGGAACUGUAUGUCAGAACUUUCCUUCCAGAUUCUUAUUCUAAUCAUUUGCAAACCAUUGCCUAAAUUCUUCACUGAUGUUGUUUUGCCGUGGCUUCAGCGUUUAUGGAGAAAGCGUCCUCAGUGGUGCUGUAAAAGAAAAGUGGAAGGAGUUCAAGACAAAUUGACUUUUGUCCAGAAAGAGGCUCUCAAACCUUCACUUGGUGAUUUUACUAUGGGAGAAUACACAGAGAAAAUCAUUCAAUAUGGAUUCCUUAUGUUGUUUGCAGCCUCACUGCCAAUAGCACCACUGAUUGCCCUUUUCACAAAUCUUAUUGACAUAAGGGUGGAUGCCAAGAGAAUGCUUUGGUGGUACAGAAGACCAUUAGCCAAGAUAGCACAAGACAUUGGUACAUGGUAUAUAAUUCUACAGUUUGUAAACAUUUGUGGAGUGAUAUCCAAUGGUUUCCUGAUUGGGUUUACCUCCUCAUGGGGAAGACAAUAUGAUGUUUAUACAAGACUGUGGAUAGUUGUAGGAUUUGAGCAUAUAGUGUUUGCCCUGAAAUUCAUACUUGCCUACCUCAUACCAGAUGUGCCUGGUGUUGUUCAGUUAGCAUCAAGAAAGAAUAUGCAUUGCAUGUCGAUUGUAAUGAGAAAAGACAGAGAUAAAUUAGAGCAAGAAUUAUCUGAGUUGAUAAGAAAUCCACCACAUCAACCACCAGACAGUCCAUUUAAGGAACUACCAACAGUUUACAGGGAGCCAGAGAAUGAUGAUGAAUGGCAGCCUGUUGAUGAAGAACAAGUUCAUGGAUCAUCACCCAAACAGAAGAGAAGACAUAGAGUGGAUGAAGAAAAUACCUAUGAGGAAGUAGAUCAUAGUCCCACACGGAAGUUAAAGAAGAAGAAAAAGAAAAAGAAGCAUCAUCAUCAACAGGAAGAUAGAGAGGAUGAUGACAUUGAACCUCCACCCUACAGUGAAGAGCCAUCCUACCGUUCAGACCCUCAGUACUACACAACUAGAGAUCAAGAUAGACCAAUAUUUUUUAAAGUGAAAGGACCUCAGGGCCAAGUCUUAACAGAGCUUCCUAUAUCAGAGAGAACCGGACCUUCUUCCAAACGUUCCACUGUUUCUUCUUCUCAUAUCACUGUCAAAGGACCGAGAGGAGAAUUCAUAAAAGAGCUUCCUAUGUCUGCUGAUAGAAGAUAUAGAUUAAAACAUUCAGAUGAUUCCAUGGCUUAAGUUGUACCAAUGUCAACAGUUGUUUUCUAUGGGUGCUAAUUUAAAUGCAUUUUUAUACGAUAUUAUAAUACAUUACAUUAUUUUAUGUUGAGUUAAUUUAAAAAAAAUAUUUAAAAUUUACUGAAUGCCUUAAAUAUCAGCCGCAUUACAGAAACACAAAUUUUUUAAACAUGGAGGUAUCUUUAAUUUUGAAAUUAAAUUUUUGAUAAAUUUUUUAUAAACCUCUUUUUUUUCAGAAAGAAAAUAAGGGUUUUUUUCCGAUACCUGAUAUCCAAUUUAAUAGUCUUUGAAAAAUCUCUCAUGACUUGAAUUCUUAAAUUAUAUACCAUAUCUCUGUAUUCAUAAUAUCUUCAAUAGUAUGUAUUUUACUUCAAUCAUCUCUUACAUUUUAAAUACCCCGCUGAUAUAAACAGGUGGUUAUUUUACUGUAGGACCGUCCCUUCAUGCUUUGUACAUAAAGUCUAAUUUAUAUUUUGAUUGACUUUUUAUGGAAUUUUAAAACAAUAAAAAAAGACCUUAUGGAAGACAGCAAAAAAAGAGGAAUUAUUUUGUUUCUGUCUUUCUAGAGUUAAGGCAGUUUUAUUUUAAUUUUAAUGAAGAUGAUGGCCAGUUUUUUUUUUAUCAGGGUCAACAUAGAAUUGUUUUAAUUUCUCUUUAAUAUACCUAAAUUUGUUAAUUUUGAUAUAUUAUAUUACUUGUCUUGAUUAUAUGUAGAGUACUUUAGAUGAAUCAAUUACUUUUAGUGAUACAUUUGUAGCCAGCGGAUGCAAUUUUAAUCAGAUUUAAAGAGAAACUUAAACAAUGAUAUGUUUCAUGGAUGAAGUUGCUUGUAAAGGUUUUAUUUUUUUUAUAUUAUUUAGUAUUUAUAUCUUCUUUAAAUUAUAUUUAUAUUUAAGUUUUUCAGUAUCGUGGCACAACAGGGUUUUAAUUUGUAUGUUCCCUGAAUUUUAUACAGAAGAAACAAAUUGACUAACUUGCUAAUGAACGAUCAAACAGUCUUAACUUAUCUUUUUACAGAUUGAAAUGGAAAUGAAAUUUUUUUUCUACAUUUUUGUAAAAAAAAAAAUUAUCUGUAUCAAUACCUGCAUGGUCCAGUAAUUAACAUGUAAAAAAGUGAAGGUAACAAAUUU
Messenger RNA from Mytilus californianus (California mussel), 4336 nucleotides. RefSeq names its product anoctamin-7-like. NCBI's taxonomy places the organism in Eukaryota, Metazoa, Mollusca, Bivalvia, Mytilida, Mytilidae. Bases 126 to 3206 code for a protein of 1026 amino acids. Gene Ontology annotation, cellular component: plasma membrane. The transcript is spliced from 25 exons. Gene Ontology annotation, biological process: chloride transmembrane transport. Gene Ontology annotation, molecular function: chloride channel activity; protein dimerization activity. The record is from RefSeq and is a predicted model, not a curated record.